Molecule: messenger RNA, 1428 nt
Organism: Phycomyces blakesleeanus NRRL 1555(-)
Lineage: Eukaryota; Fungi; Mucoromycota; Mucoromycetes; Mucorales; Phycomycetaceae
Exons: 1
Coding region: 1-1428 (475 amino acids)
Source: RefSeq, a predicted model, not a curated record
AUGACAACAUUCUUUCCAAGAUUGAAUCUACCUGUAAUAUCCACCACUCUCGCUCUCUCUAUUCGUGGCCGUGCCACAGUGCUCAACUCUCUCAUCCUCUCUAAGCUCUGGCACGUUCUCAGAGUUGUCACCGUACCUCUAUCCUUUUUCCGUCGACUUCGCUCGAUCAUGAGUAAGUUUAUACAAUACCGCUCCUUUCCUCCCAUUUCUCUCGGCACUUUCUGCCAGCCUAUUCGGCUCGGCGGUCUAGGGGUCCUUGAUCCUCAGGUUCAACAGGCUGCUCUUCAGUUGCGCUGGCUCCGGCCUCUCGUCCGCUCUCCGCUGUCCCCCUCUGGCCUGGUCCCGCCUUGGUUCUCUUACGUCCUCCGCCUCGACUCCUCAUCUGCUGAUCCACUCGUUCCUUUGAUAUUUCCAUCUCUCCGAUCCUCUCAUCAGCGUGAUUUCGACUCUCCUCUGGCCACCCUACUUGCUGCCAUUGAUCUUCUCCCUCACAACUUCUCUGACGUGGUAGUCAACCUCCCCACCUGUCUCUCUCUGCCUCUCUCCUAUCUCACUACUGCACAACCAGACCACCCUCCCUUUCCAUCUGCAUGGCGCGAUCUCCGGGUUUCCGACGCCUAUGAAGUAGAUCCUAGUUUCGGCGUGCUUGCCCAACGCCCCCUCCACCGCAUACUCCGUCGUCCUAUUGUCCUUCACCGGUUCUUCGAACGUCUCUACACUCGCUCUCUUGUCUUGCACCCUGUCCUGUAUCGUGCCACCAUUCCCCCCGCGAUCUGUGCCAUACAGUUUCCUUCGCUAGAUAUGCCUUCUGGUACAGCUGUCGAUGUGCGUCCUUUCUUGACGGCUCUUGUCCCCGGCAUCCCUUGGCAUCGUUUGUCCACCCAGUCUUUCCGCCUACUCUGCAAUUUCCACUCCAAAUCCGCACGCCCCAUAAGCCCCACACUCGUCCCUCGCCAGCUUCGUCGGUUUUGGUCCUUCCCCCUGCCGCAUGGGGCCCGCAACGUUUGGUUUCGUGCCCUGCACAAGAACAUUCCUUGCUGUUCUCGCCUCGAUUCUAGGAUCCCUACCGCUUUCCCAGACCCAUCCUGUGCCCUCUGCUCUCACCCUCUGGACAAUCAAACUCAUUUUUUGUUCCAGUGUCCGGUCAAACUGUCCGUAUGGUCGUCAAUCUGGACGUUGUACUUCGCCCAGACCGCGACACCCACUGUCUUGCUUUCUGGUUUGCAAUCCUUCACAUUCCCUCCUUGCACCGAUUCUUCUCUUUCUGCUGCCUCAAUUUUUGGCUGCACGCUGCUGGCUAUAUGGCGCCAUCAUUGGCUGUUCAUAUUUGAUCACGUUCCUUUUAUCUCCUCCGCUGCCUUUUCCACUGCUUCCUCUCUUCUCGACCGCCUCAAGAGCGAACUUGCUCUCGACUUUCCCCCCCUUUAG